CUACUACCACGCGUCGGAUUAAUUAAUACCUGUUUUGUUAUCACAGCACGAGCUCGGGCCGUGCCUGAGGUUUGCGGUUUGCUAGUUUCCACGGGCUUUUCCAGUGUCAAAUGUCUGAGCCAUAUCUAUAUAGAGCCUUCUGGUUACUCAUGAGCUGAGCGCAGUCCAGCCGCGUUAGUGGGAUGGACUCGUUUUUGGCGACUAUGGACCUCCCGAGCAUCACAACGCGGCGGGACGUUAUUGAUGAGACGACCAAAAGGGUUUCCCCGCCUCUGCGAUGCAAGGUGGAGCAGUGCGGCAUCGACCUUAAAUCGGCACCUAAGACGCAUCAGCGUUUCCGGCUAUGCAACACGCACAUCAAGGCGCCAGUGGUGGUGGUGGACGGCGUGCACAGCCGUUUUUGUCAACAGUGCUCGCGUUUCCACCCGGUGGAUGAGUUCAAUGGCACAAACAGGACGUGCCGCAUGAUGCUGGCGAAGAACCGCGCCCGGCAGCGCAGCACCACCAGCGGCCCGGGGUCGGGUGGGCGGUCCGCCUUCGGUCGCCGUUCCAUGCAGUCUGAUGAGGAGGACGAGGAGUUGUCGGACCUGUCGGACAGCGGCUCGGAUGAGCGGGGCGGCACCGCCACACGCAAAGGCGGGAAGGCGGGCGGCGCGGGUGGCCGAGCCAGCAGCUCUGGCAAGGCCGCGAGCGGCGGCAACAAGAGCGGCGGUGCAACGGCGGCCGGCGCAGUUGCAGCCAGCGCCGCCGCAGUGAACUCGCAGCCACUGGGUGUGCAGCCGCCGACUCUGCUGAGACGUCUGUCUGCGGCUGGCGGGGCGGGCUGGGGCAACAGUGGCAAUGGUUCUGGCGCGUUGGGGGCACUGGCCCCUGGAGGGCCGCUCGGCGCGGCUGUUGUGGGCGGCGUGGGCCCAUCCGGGACCAGCUCCAUUGCCGCCGCCUCGCAGCAAGCAGGCGAAGCCCAGGCGCUGCUUGGGCAAGGGCACCAGGGCCCCGCGCCCAUGGAACUGGGCGGCGGUGGCGGUGCCAAUGGCAGCCACCACGCCGGGCACGGCCGCCACGCGCUGCUGGGCCACCUUGGCCUAGGCGAUGGCACCGGUGGCACUGGCGCCGGCAUGUUUGCACGCAGCUCAGCGCCGCCUGAGCUGGGUGCCGGCAACCGGGCCGCAGGUGGGUGGAAUGGGCUGGAUAAUCAGCGCCACCAGCAGCAGCUGCAGCAUGUGCAACAGCAGCAGCCGCUCCCAUAUCGGCCGGCUUACCUGGAACCUCAGCUAUUGCAGCAACGGCAACAGCAACAUCAUCAACAACAUGAGCGCUACCAGAUGCAGCAGGCCCUUCAACAACAGCAACAGCAGCAGCGAGAGGAGCGCCAACUGCAACAGCAGCAGCAGCAGCAGCAGCAGCAGCAGCAGCAGCAGCGACAGCAGCACGUGGUGUCCGGUGGCGCAGGCUACGUGCAGGGCCCGCACUCUGGCGGCCAGGUUCUCGGCGACUUCGGCAGUGGCGUUGGCACGCGCAGUGGAAACUAUGGCGCAGGCGGUGCACCACAGGGCGAUGGAGUGUCCCUUGCACAACAGCAACAGUAUGGGGCACACGCGCCGCAACACGGACAUGCGCAUGUCUCGCCGUUCGCAGCACGUCCAGGGAUGACGGCGGCGACAGGCGCCUCCGCCGCCUCAUCUCCGCAAGUGGUCGAAUACCACCGCCCCUUGUCUGUCACGGCUGUGGCUGGGGGAAUGGGCGGUGAGGGUGGCGGCGGCGGCGGUGGCGGGAGCGGACAUGUGCCCUUCCUGUACAAUGCCGGCGUCACCGGGGCUGGCGCUGGUGGAGGAGCUAGCAUGUUUGCCCGCAUGUCGGCACCAGUGAGCGCCACGUCGCCGUUGCUGCGGCCGAUGGGCGGCCGGGGUCCAGGCGGCGUGAGCGGUGGCGGAGCCGGCGGGCCGCAGGCUGUGGCGGCGGCGCUGAUGGGGCGCAACAGCCUGGCGGGCUCGCUAGUGCGCGUAGAGUCCAUCAAGCGCCGCCGCAGCGGGGACGGCAUGGGCGUUGCCGAGGAGCAGCGGCUGCUGGAGCAGGAGGGCGCGCCGUCACCCGCCAUCCGCCAUUGCAGCUCCUCCGGUGUGCGCGAGCCGAUGCUGGACGGGGCACUGCAGACCGCGGGCAGCACCGGCAGCGGCCUCGGCAGUGGCCUCGGCAGCGGCCUUGGCAGCAACUCUGCCUUUCAGAGGGCCAGUCUGCUGCAACUGCAGCUGCAGCUGCAGCAACUGCAGCAGCGGGCCGCCACGACGGGCGGCAUUGGUCUUCCCAUGGACGCGCGACUCCUACCAGGCGGGGCGUCAGGGCCGUCGCAAGGGACCGGUGUUUCGCUGGCGGCCCCAGGUGCUGACGUCGGCGGCCUGCGCGGCGGCGCGGCGGCAGCUGCCGGCGCGACGGGGCUCCAAAGUGAGGCCGCACUCAACGCCGCGCUGACGGCACUGAGCGCGCAGCAGCAGGCACUCAUGCAGCAGCAGCAGCACCAGCGCGAGCUGCAGGCGAUGCUGCAGCAACAGCAGUACCAGCUGCAGCAGCUUAUGCAGGAGCAGGAUGUGGAGCCGGAGCCGUCGACCUCGGCGGCGUCUGCCGGCAGCAACGACUCGCCGGCGUGUGGCGCCAUGUCGGGAAUUGGCGGGGUUCUGCAGUCCGUGGCCGCGGCGGCAGCGGCGGGCGAGGAGCUGCGGACCGUGGCGCUGCGCCGCAGCCACCACCAGCGCAACGCCAGCGGCGGCAGCGCGUCACUCGCGCAGGCGGCAGUCGCUGCGGCAGCGCAGCGCAGCAGCGGUGCGACCACGCCGGCGGGCCCCACAACAGCAGUACUGAUGAUUGCUGCGAACGGCAGCCGGCCCAUGACGCCGCGCUGCGAAGCGGCGGCAUGCCUGGGGGCCCUCGCGCUGGGUGACGGCGGCGGCGGGGGCAGUGGCCUCGGCUCAGCAGGGCCCGGCUCGGCGGGGCCCGGGUCAGCAGGACCCGGCUCAGCUAACGUGGCGACCGGCAGCGUUGGGGCCGCCGUGCCGGCAGGUGUAGUUAAUGAGGACGAAGGCCUGGCGGCUCUGGCAGCAAAGUGGCGGCGCGAGGCAGAGGAGGGCAACAGCCUCCAGGCGCAGGCUGCGCGGCAGGCACAGCGAUACGCAGCUGGGCAACCCGUCAAAACCGAGCCCGAUGGCCUCGGCGUAGGCGGCGGCGUAGGCCCCGCCGGGCCGCUGCUGCAGCCGCCGGCCGGCACCAUGACGGGUGCUAUGCAGCCCGCUGCGCUGGGUGGCUUCGCCGCGCCCGUUGCCGGUGGCGCCGCUGGCGGGUUCGUGUGCGGCCCGGAUGGCAAGCUGGAACACGGCUCCGAGGGGUGCUCGGGUGCGGACCCCGCACGGCCCCAAAUUGCCACGGCACUGACACCAGGCAUGGCAGGCGGGGCCCACGGAGCUGCACAGGCCAUCGGUGUGCAUGGGCGGAACGGGGUGGCUGGACUGUAUCCGGGAGGAGGCGCUGGAGCGCUGGACGCGGCACAGGGUGAUGGUGGGUAUCUGCGUACUACGCAGAGCGAACCGGCCUGGGCUAACCCGUCUGGAGCUCCACACAUGCAGUUGCAGCCCCAGCAGCAGCAAUAUGGGCUGGCGCAACCGCAACAGCUAUCAGUAGGCGCGGGGCCCCGUCCGCAGCUGCAGCAGCAGCAGCAGCUCCUGCGCAACUCCAUGCUGCGUUCGUCGUCGCCGCUGGGUCCUGGCGGCCCGUCUUUCGCCCGCAGCUCCGGUGGCGGCGUGGGGGCUCCUUCUGGGCUUGGCAUGGCGUCUGCGCAACAGCAUUGGGGGCUGCAACGGCUUGGCGGUGGGAUGAGCGGCAUGGCUGAAGGGCCUGGCGAUGGCAAGAAGGCCGUGGGCGAGGAGACAGAAGAGCAGCUCCAACUUCUGCUUUCGGACCUGUUCGGGGGCCAGGGCUCCGCAGGUGGGCCGGGGGGUCACCGAGCGGCUGCAGCGCAGGCGGCGCAGCAUACCGCAGACGGGAUGCCAGCAAUGCAGCUGCAGCGACAAUACCAGCAGCACCAGCAGCAGCCGCUUCUGUCGGAGCACCAGCAGGAGCAGGACUUGCAGCAACAGGACCUGCAGCAGUUGGGCAUCGCGCGGGAGCGGCAGCGGCGGCUGUGGGCCGACCUGCAGGCGCUGCAGGCGCAACACGAGCAGCUGCAGCAGGCGCUGCUGGCGGGUCAGGCCAACGGCACGCAUGACGCGCAGCUAGUGGCGCUGCUGCAGCAGCAGUCGGGGGCGCUGGAGACGCAGCGGGCACAGGCGGCUGCGGGCGAGGAGAUGCUCCACCGCAUGGAGGCUGAGAUCAUGGCGGCGGCGCAGCAGCGGCAGCAGCAGGGUGGAGGCCCGGGGAUGCAGUGGUCGAAGCAGUAAGGCGGCACGGUGUGAUUUGGUUUCCGAUGAUUUGAAUUCGCGCAGGCUAAGGGGCUUUACGUGACCUCCCUUGUCGGGGAUAGCGCGAGCAAAAGGCUGGUCUAGGUGGGGGAUAGGUGUGCGUGGGACAGGUCGUAGGGUUUGGGACAUUUGGGCGGGCUCUAGCAUGCACUGCUUUACACCAGGGCGACGGUGUGUGUGGGUUAUGGUGAGGUCACGCGUAUCAUCGCUGGGGUUUUCUGCACUUGAGACCGCCUGCGUUUUAUGGUGUACUGCAUAUGGAGUGUCAGUAAAGACUGCUGGCGUGCGGGUACAGGGUUGGACUUGUUGGAAGACCCGUUGCUGCGAGACUGUCAUGCAUGUGCUGCGACCGAGCAACAAUGGGACUUGCAUGGGUGCACUGCAACGCUGCGGGAAUCCGAUGUGCUGUUCUGUAGGCAUGGGCCGGUCAUUACAGUGCCCUCCACGGUUGCGACAUGCCCCCACGGUAUGUAUAUAAGAUAUCUGAUUUCGAGCCCUACAUGAGUGCACUGUAUGCCUCAUUGCUUAUAAGUACCUGGAGGAGUGGGAUGUCAGGCGACGACAGUCCGAGUGCCUGCCUGAGUCCGCAAUGGAGAAUCCAUGCGUGACCGAACCGUCCGCAUCAUGCAGAGCUGCGUUCCGGUUUCGACAAAACGCAUUUCAUAGUCGUGCACCAUCAUCGCGUUUAGCAACUCAGUUGGGCACGCAUGCCAUACUGUCGUCAGGAUAUCGCAUAUGGUACCGACAGUGGUCAUAGCAAGACGUCCGAUACACUGCGGCCUUGUCAUCGUGGGCAUGGGCGUGGGCAUGGGCCAGCAUGGGGCGUCACUGUUACACGUGCGGCUUGUUUUGAGUACGAGGGCGUGUCCCAACGCGAUUGAUACAGACCUUUCAAGGCUUCAUGAACGCAGUUGUUGCGCAGUUGCUGUCGUGUUGGAUGGGUGCACCUCACCAGUCUUGCAUGGUCUAGUUUGUCCCGUUUCCUAGUUGAGGCCAAGGGUAAGGGCUUAUUCCUGUCUGUGGCUGUAGGUCGUCCAGUGCAUAAGAAGUUCUGGUCAUCGCCUGUUCUAGGCGUAGCCCAAACACCUUAUUGCUCUGGGGACGCGGCGAGUGCGAGAGAGCCUCGGAUGCCCCGGUCGGCUGGACAGUGACAGUCUGCUGGCGAGGGUGGGCUGUACUUGUUGCUAUAAGGCAGUACUCCGUGUGUGUGUGUGUGUGUGCACAGCAGUAAUAGCUGACUAGCCUGGGCUUGGGACAGCGUGGACGCCAUGUUCUUGUGAGUUUGAGGUGUUGGUGUGCUGUAGUCGUGGCCCGGCGUGUAACUGCUCGGUUCG
This is a messenger RNA of Chlamydomonas reinhardtii, 5776 nucleotides long. RefSeq lists its product as uncharacterized. Gene Ontology annotation, molecular function: DNA binding. Bases 204 to 4421 code for a protein of 1405 amino acids. The record is from RefSeq and is a predicted model, not a curated record. NCBI's taxonomy places the organism in Eukaryota, Viridiplantae, Chlorophyta, Chlorophyceae, Chlamydomonadales, Chlamydomonadaceae. The transcript has 4 exons. Gene Ontology annotation, cellular component: nucleus.